GCUUUUUAGAAAGAAUACCAAUACUCUUGAUCUUCAUCAUGUGAAUGAACCAACUAUGUGCUGCUCUGCCAAUACAAUUACGAUUAGAAACAGACGAUUAUCGUAUAGAAAUAGAUUGAUAGAGUAAUAGUUCCAGAAUCUGACAGUAGGCACCAUCUAGAUCAGGAGGACUGCUACUCAGUAACUUCUUUUGUUCUGCAGAAGUCAAGCAGCGAUGCCUGCGAAAACGAAAGAAGCCCCUGCGGGGGAAAGGCCGAAGGCCGACACAAGCCUAGUAGCGUCAAAAGGUGUCUUAAUGGCUCGAAAACAAGAGCUCUACAACUUGGGAGCACGCAUGAACCUGACCGCGGUACCAGAGAACGAACUCUUUUAUGACAGAAGAAGAUUUUGCCUAUACCUGUUUCAGUUGCUUGUACUGUGACGGCUUCGUCUUUGGCAGUAUCUUCCCAAUAGUUCUUGUAGAGAAACAAAGUCAAUAGAAGUCCUCUCAGCUCCGCUCCUCCUCGUCCCUUUCAUCUGAACUAAAUACCUCUCUUCUAAUCUUAUCCGGCUGCAGUAUGGAAAACCGAACAGCAGGAUGAUGUGGAAGCAGUUAUUAGCCGCAAAAGCACAAUGACCGCGAGCGAUAUCGCUCACCAGCUCAGACCCGAUGGAAGACUUAGAUGGAGUACUAUUCAAUUCGUCCAAGACUACGCUAUGCCUAUGAUGAUAUAGAUUUCUGAUCAGUUUCAGGUGGAAUCGUCUACCUUCAGGAAACUACUUACUCACUUAGACUAGCACAAUAUAUGAAUAUAUAUUUAUUAGAUAUUUGGAAUAUCUGACUUUUUUGAUUUUUUGUUUGCUAGUUAGGAGUGCUCCACCGAUAUAAUAUAUAUUUAUAGCAUCCAUCACAAACACAACAACUCAAAAUCAGCUACAAAAGCUUUAAUAACAUUCGCUAUCAUGUAUAAACCCAGUACCCAUUUUUACCACCUAAACAUCAGCCACGAAAGUGCUCUUCGCUAUGUGUAAUGGUGGUGUGCGCGCGCUGUUUUUUUCGAAAGACGCAGUAAUGAAGAAGUUCUAUACGGACGAUUAUCCACGUGCGAAUCCGGGACUUAUGUUAUGGCUUCAUUCUUCUUCUCCUACUUGGCUUUGAUUUUCGACUCCGUACUAUCCAUCAGCAUCACCAUGAUACGAAUAUUUUUACCAAGUUGUUUUUUUUACGGAUCGAUAAGUUUUUUUUUUAGACGCAUCAACUACCACGUGCAAGAAGUGCAUAACUAAGUCGAAAGAAACACUAACACUCCCUUCACUACUUCCUCCUAAUCUGAGCGAUGUUUAUGGUCUUGGGAGUUCUUGUCGACGCCUUUACGGAUCCUUGGUUUGCGCGCAUUACGGAUAACUGGGUGUCCAAGAGUGGCAGACGAAAACCGUUCUUGAAAAUGGGCAUGUGGUACUUUUCUUUGGAAGUACAAAGGAUCAUAAACCUCUAAACAACUUCACCUCUAGAAUAGGUACAACCAUCAUCAUCAACUUCAACAACUUUUGAAAUUCUGGACAUGCGGGAGUACUGUAUUCCGUCCCAUCAAAUGUCAACUUGUGUUCACGUUCACCACUCUUGUGUUUAUGAGGCAGUCUUUCUUUGGUUUUCUGUAGGCCCAAUUGACCACUCUUGCGUUUGUGGAGCAGCCUUUCUUUGGUUUUCUGUAAGCUCAAUUGACCACUGUUGUGUUUGUGGUGCAGUCUUUCUUUGGUUUUCUAUACGCCCAAUUGAGGUAAGGGCUAUCGCAAAUGACCACUCUCGUGGGCGCUUGCUUUUUUCAUUUUGUGUAAGCACAAUUGUAGGAGGAGGCUAUGGCCAAUUUUGUAAAAUACUUCAUCUUUGCGUAUGAAACCACUACCGCGGGUGUGCGCCUUCUUCAAAAUUAGCACAAUUUUUGGGCUUGUGCCUGCAAAUGCACCUCAGUCGUCACCCCAGCGUCUAUAUCACACAUAUUCAUAUACAACCAGGUUCACGCCGAUCAUCUUCAUUCUUGCCUAUACGCCACCGGACGUCGGCCCAGUGGGGACAGGCAUCUAUUACGGUAUCUUCCACGUUCUCACAAAACUCGCAGACACGAUUACCAUGAUCCCCUUGGAAGCUUUCGGCAACGAAUUGACCAGCAACUAUCGUGAACGAACCAAUUUGUGGUCGUGGACGUACUAGAAGAUGAACUCGCUGAUCUUGAUGCUAUCUUCAUGAUGAACAUGAUGAUCUGUUGUAGUUUUUGUACUUAGAAGCAGCUUAUGGAGUGUGUGUAGGUGUCAAGUUGUAUGGUUCUGGUAUUUGGUAACCUGAGUUUGAUCAUAAGGGUUCACCUCUUGUUUUCCCUUACGAUCAAAUUCAGGCUAUACCAAAUACCGGAUCCAUUCACAAGUAGAUGAACAUAAACAUGAGUGCCAAGUAGAUGAACAUGAACAUGAGUGCGAUUUUUACUCUUCCACAUCAGACACGGAACGCGUAUGAUCAUGGCGAUUUUCGGUGCGGUUAUUGUGGGCAGUAUGAAGUGGGGUCCGGACUGUGCUGGUAGCCCCGAUGACGGCUGCUACUCCUAUGCAGGAAAUACUCUCUUCCUCGGUUUGUUCUUCUACGCAUUGCCGCUGUCUAUGGCUCCUGGAUUUUUUAUUGAUCAAUUUCUUCGACACGACACCAUGAGGAAGAUACUAGAAGUAGAAAGAUACAAGAAGAAGAUACAACUAGAAAGAUACAAGAACAGCUUCUUCUUGUUACAAUUUUAAUUUGUAGAAGAAAGUUGUAGUCAACAUUCACGGCGAAUAUAUUUUCUUGUUUUUUGUAGAAGAAAGUACUAGUCAACAUAUGAUGUGUUGAUACGGCUCCUUUGACAGUUCAGCUUCAACUGUAACGCGGAGCGACCACAUGAGAGUCAACAACAUUGUUGGCGACUUUAAUCUAGCCAAAAUGAUUCUUCCCUUUUCAUAUUCCUUUUGCUGAUCAAAUACAUUCCGGAGCGAGACUACCGACUCAAUGAGAACUACCUGCAAAAAUUGGCGAUGGGUGAGCAGUUUUCCGACGAGGGCUUAGUUAUGGUUCUUAACAUUUAGUGUCUGUGUGUGUGUGUCCAUCUUCUACUUUCUCGGCAUCUUCUCUCCGGCAAGAGAAAAGUUGUAGGUACCAAGAAAACCAAAAUCGCUCCUGGACGUCGUGGACCUCCGGGAAGCUGCGCCCUUUUUGUCUGCAGGCUCUUCUCACCUCUCUUCUUUGAAGAGACUCCAGUUCAGAACAGGUUGCAUUUGGCCCCUCACUAGGCUAUUCACUUCCGCGGCCGUCUUCUUUGAGACAGCACUGCUGAAUACCGUUAGGCUAUUAGGCUAGAUAGUACUAAAUGGGACACCCUGGACGUAGACCUCCGGGAAGAUGGAUGGAGCCCUCCUCCAGGUCGUGAAGACAACUCUUCUAACUUGGCCACAUCGAUGAAGUUGCUCAUGCAGGAGUUGAAGGUGAUUCUGUUUGGUUCUACGGAUUGGGUUCCUCGCGACCAGAUGGGGCGUGACAUUAGCGAUCACAAAGGCAACCGAAAGUCGAUUCUAGGAAGCUGCUGCCGAAGGAGAGUGGUAUUUUUAACAGUAGUUAUAGCUGAAUGGUGUUGGAGGUGGUUCGACUUGUCUGGUUACCUCGCUCAACAGAAGAAAAACAUAAACAAUCAAAGCACAAUCUGUAGGAGCCAUGCAAUAUUUGUGUGUGUUUAUAGAUUUGUUCAAGACUUUGAAAGAAAAACGAAAACCUUUUGAUACCAUACCAACAUAUAAAAAUUCUUAUCAUGAACCGAAACUAACAUCAACUAAACUAAACAUCUUCACAGCAAGCAUGCGAGUUCAAAAAUGACGAUAUUAUUCCGAACUUCAUUAGCACUUUUCUGAACGAGCCUUUCCGAAUCCUCCUCGUAGCGGAGAGCGUCGAAGCGAUCGGCUCCCGUUUCCCGUAUCAAGUUUUGUUAAGAGCGCAGCGCAUAUUCUCAAACACCAACCUCUUGCCAGGCAUAUCAAUCAAUCAAUCAAUCAAUCAAUCAAUCAAUCAAUCAAAGCUAGAGGCUUCACUAGCAGGACUAGCGGUAGCGACAUAGUUGACGAAGAAGUUCAAAUUUUUUAGUAAUACACUGGUAGUAGUACUUUGUCUUCCUCUUCGAGGAAAGGCCGAUAUUACAUCAAAGACAAAUUCAUCUUAUCGAGCUGGGCAUCCAUCGAUCGAUUUUUGAACAUUAUAGCAUUUAUGCAUCCUCUCUCGCCCUCCUCCUCGUUCCCCUGUCUAAUUUAACCUUACAUCAUGACUUGGGUGAUUGCAGAAAACUCGCAAGAAGCGGAGCAGGGUAUGGCUGCUGUGUUGACCGUCCAUGCCUUGAUGGGACUGCCGAGUGUUUACUUCUGGAAAAAGCUGGCUUCGAAAAUAGGUACCACCUCUACCUCUGGUGCUAGUGCUAGUACAACAUCAACAGUUGUAACAGCUAUAUUAAGUAGCAGUAGAAGAGGUCUCAGCCGGUUCUUGAUAAAAAAUAAUUGAAGAACUUUCCACUGACGAUAAUUGCGUCAGUUGAAAAGAAGUAGAACAUACUAACACGGCACCCGUCUUCCUUAAAUGGGUAACGGGAGGCAGAGCACUGCCAAACAACCACACGAAGCCACUGCGUGGCGCGAGAAAGGUGAAGGCGUCCCCCCCGUCUGUUGAGUGAUGAGCUCACCCCUCCCUUCUGUUGAGGGUGGCGCGAGGUAGAUGGGCGUCAGUUGAAAAGGAGUAGAACAUACUAACACGACAAGAGCACUCAGUCGCAAAUUACAACCAACAAUCAAUGUAUUACUCUGCGCAGUUGGCUUAGUGGUUUAGGCGUUGGCUUGUUCACCUAUCAUACACUAUGAUCAUCAUCAUCAUCAUCAUCAUCAUCAUCUUCUUUCAGGAAAAUUCCGUGCCUUCUACAUCGGAUUGGUUUUCACUUUCCUCACGUGGAUGUGGAAACCCAUGUGGUACAAGUACGAUGCGAAGCUGAGCUCUCUCAUGUUCGAAUCCGUUAUCUGGGCGUUUUUUCAGUCCUCCGUCUGUCUCUUCAACUCGUUGGUGAAUGAGGUACUAGUACAACUACAGCAUGUACAAUUUCCAUACUAGCUUGUUUUUGAGCUUAGCUUUUGCAUAUUUAGUAGAAGUAACCAAUGUAUAAUGAAAAGAAAUCAUCUUCCACCUCCUCUCAACACCAGACAAUCGAAUACGACGAAUUCCUCUCCGGACGCCGCAGGGAAGGUCAAUACACGAUGAUGAAAGAGUUCAUCCCCAAAUUUUUGGAGUUGCCAGCACAGUUUAUUCCGUUCGUGUUGAUGCAGGAGUUCAAGUACGACCCUACGUUGAAUAAGGAUGCAGAUGGCAACGUCGUCAAUUGCCCAAACGAUGAAUGCCAACCAAAAAGAGUCCUCAUGUUAUGCUGGAUGGCCCUUUUUUAACUUGGGUUCUUGUUGUUGUUGUUGUGUUUGAUGUUGUUGUGUUUGAUAUUGAAUUUGAUAUUUUGAACAGCAGUGAGCCAGAACGAGAACCUGCUGCUGCUACUAAAUUUCAAUGGAGGACGAGGUUCAUCAUCCCUAUUUGAUCAUGAUAGGCAACUCUACUUAUUUACCCUUUGUCCUCCUCUGGUGUAUGAGUUAAACACAUAUUAUGUAAUACAACUCUAAUCUGUGUCCUCCUCUGGUGUAUGAGUUACAUUCCCGGCGUAUUCUACUUGGGCGCGGGCUUUGCGCUUUUGUGGUUCCCACUCCGAGACGAGGUUCAACACGAGAAGGUCCGCGCAGCCAUGAUUGACCAUUCUAAGGGUUUGUUAAGGCUACCGCAUUACAUCCUUCACUACCAACAUCCUCGGCCUUUUAUUUUCGAGUCGUGGAAAAUUCUAGUAAUAGGUCAAGGAUUAGGAUGUGCCGAAGAAUGUAAUGCUGCAGCCUGUAAGUUUGGCAGCUGUGGAUCCGGUGUAUGGCCAUGUCUGUGAAGCACCAGCCACCAUGAUGGAGAACCCAGAGUUCGACGCUGAAGAUUUGGCCUUUGAGAUCUAUGAGAAGGAAAUGGUACUACCUUCUAGGGUAGAUGUCAAUGUCUAGUGAUGUACAAUUUCUGGUAGAAGGACCUUCUAGGGUAGAUGUAGAUGUACAUGAUCCAAUUUCAAGUACUCGAAAACUGAAAAUAACCGAGUAAGUGACUGAAAUAAAAAGGGAGGUAGGUAGGUUUGACAGGGCUAGUACUCUUCCUUGUUCAGGCUUAACUGUGCUUAUCCAAGUACAUGCACUUUUGACCACAGGAACUGAAACAGAAGGAUCCGGAAGCGUACGCACAGCUUCAGAGCCGUGCAUCACCUGAAGUGCAGAAACUGGUAGCGAGAGCCUCAACAGUCGGAACCACCAGUCGAUCGAUGAUUAAGGCUUUUAUUUAAUAGAUUCAUGACGUUGGACUAGGUUGAUUGUACUUCUUCAGAGUAGGUUGAUUGUACUUCUACAGAGUAGGUUGAUUGUACUACAGAUUUAAAUUAAGGCGUCUCAAUUCAUCUUACGAAGCACCUUUGAGUCCGUUUUCAAGGGAAAAACGCCUUAGGCCUGCAACUCAAGAUAAAUAUAGGUGGUUGUACGGUCUAAUUUUAGUAGUUUCAUCUCUAUUGCUUCUAGAAGUGUCGACGAGACUUCCUCUCUAACCUCCGUAUGAAGAAGCUCCGAGAUUCACGUCGUGCCAGCGUCAGCGCCCACACGAUUGACCAGGCACCAGAAGAAGUAGAAGCAGCACAAAGAGUCGAUACGAGUGUGGUUCGAGCAUUGCCGAUCUAUGAAACACGAUUGUUGUUCUUCUGGCCAGAUGAGAUCAGGGACGUGUGUAUCUUACGAACGAAAAACGCAGUCAAGCAUGCGAGGGGUAUUAAAAUGUUUGUCGCCUUGUAUUCAGAUGAUAGAACAAGUGCUUGCUAGAGCUAGUCUGGUCAUCCAAUUGAAUACGUCCGACCUACCCGCCGUGUGAGUCUCCGAGACAAAAACAUAUGCCCCAACUCCACUUGGGAGCUAUAUUCAAUUUGUUUUUUAUAGUGUGAGCGUGUGUCCGACCUUCGCCGUGUGUGCACCUCCAAAUAGGAAAUCUAGUCGGCGCCGUGUGUGCACCUCCAAAUACGAAAUCUAGACCCCAAUGUGACAAGGCAACUCUCGCCAAUUUUCCUUUUAGCAAUGAUUACCUAUGCCUGACCUCACACAGAUGGCUACUCAUGCUCACAAAAGUGAUCUUUUCAAUCCAUAUCUCGACCAGGUCGCCGACGCUCCUUGGAAAUGGGUAUGGCGGAUGAUGAGUGGAAAGCGUCACUCGCUGAAGCCUAUGGUUACGCACCAUCGCGUACAUUGCCUCACGACGUAGAGAUCGUUCGUUUUGAAGAAACAGAUGUUGGAGGAAUCGAUUUUGCUGGAUUGUUUUUCAAUUAUGGCUUAGUAAGUUGACAGUGACUGUAAGUGUCCUUCCUUACUACGGUAUAGUGAUUACUUUAGUAAGUCGGCAGUGACUGUAAGUGUCACACGGUAAUAUUAUUCAUUAGCAGGCCCUAGAGGACGGAUAGUAACCUCAUUAGCAGGCCCGAGAGGACGUAUAGCCCCUCGAGCCCACAACUAUGCUCCCACUGAACUCUUCGCCUGAAGCAACAUGAAGUUACUUCAGCUUCUGUGGUAAAAUGGACAACUGAAGAACUCGUACUUCCUAAGUUGUCCAUUCUAUGUUAUCUUAAUCUUUCAUCUUCCUCUAAUUCUCCCCACGCAAGGGCAUUCUUAUUUCCGUGUGUCUUUUGAUCGUUGGGUUUAUGAUGAUUUUCGUCGAUUUUGGAGCUCUCCAUCCGAUGCUUGCGAGCGGAACAGUCCGUCUCGUAGAAAAAAGCAGAUACGAAGACGAGCAGCGUACGGGUCUAGCGCCCUUUGGUCUGGCACUAGCGGGAUUUGGCAUUUUAUACCUCUGGUAUUGAGUGCUAUGAGACAGACGGUUUUGUUGCUCCUCAUGAAUGUGUUUUAUGCUAGAUUGGUCGUGAAUGUGCUUCCACCUAGAAGAGGCUACAACUCCUUUCCCUCUGGUGUCCUUGUAAUUCCGACGAUAGAUAUUAAGAGUAAUGCAGAUGUGUCACAGGUUGAAGUAGUUCUAGUUCAAGAAGUUCAUGAUCUUACUUCUUGUUCGUGCUUUAUUGUUGUCAUGCUUAACUACUCUAAUAGCUUUAGGUUUAAAACAGAAUCAGAAUCUACAGCAAGCUAUACUUUUGAAAAAUAAAGGUACAACAUGCAGCGCUAUGAAGCGGCAAUGUCUCUGUGGUACGAAUUUGUGAUUCACUACGACAUCUCCAAAGACGUCCGAUCACGCAAGAAGACUAAGCUGGACGAGCAGCAGAAGAUUGACUUGCGUGACUUGAAGAGACAAGUCUUCAUGGUUCUCAACUUUAUGAAAAAGAUGACAUAAGCAAUCCGCUAGUUGUCCUCCUCUACAGAAUGAGAAUGCUUGCGUCGUGCUUGAUAAUCCUGACCUGAAUACAGAAUGAGAAUGCUUGCGUCGUGCUUGAUAGUCCUGACCUGGACCGACGCUGCAAAUAUUAAUAUGAAGAAGAACAUAUAAUCUUCACCUUGUUCUAGAACUAGAACGAUCCCAGUUAGUCCUAUAGUCCCCAGGAAAUCUUAAUCGUCCUCUUCUAAUGGUGACUACGAUUCGUAUACGCAGGGUAACCGAAAGCGCGGCACUGCUUGGGAACAGUUGAUGAACUUCUUCGCAAAAAUGCCGGUCUAUUAAGGCUAUAUUCUAAUUUAUUCUAGUAGAUCCAUCAUGCUCGUUCUCGUACUAAUUUCUCGGCACUUUUCUUACGCUUAACCGUUAAUAUUCACGUCCUCCGUAGUACCCGUAGGAUACUGAUGAGCAUGAACAUGCUACAACACAAGUGACGCUUAACCGUUAAUAUUCACGUCCUCCGUAGUACCCGUAGGAUACUGAUGAGCAUGAACAUGCUACAACACAACUGGCUCUUUUCUUUCAACACGAUGAGGAACAAGUCAACUUUUGAAUAUGCUCCUCUUCAGCACUAGGACGGAUAUGACCAGAAUUAUUGAACUAGUCAUACGCAAAAGUCGAAGCUUCGCUGGCUCUCACUCUGAGGCUUCUCGUCGGAUCAUCGUACCUGGUGGAGGAUUCCCAGCUUCGGACAGCGACAGGCAAGUGCUGCAGUCUCUUAAACUAGCCAGUUAAGAUAAUGCUAGAUUGACAGGCCCAAACACCCUCUUUUUUCCCCAGGCUCACUCACCACUUGUUCCCAAGUCAGUGAGGCCAGGCAUGAUUUUGCCGCACACUUCGCCCAUUUCUCCUGCGCUUUGCCGGUUCUCCCUCACCUUGCACCCAAAACCCUUCCUUUAUCCUGGUAUUCUGGGCCUGUCUGAAUAUCUAACGAUCUUUAACUAGCUAGUUUAAGACUGACACUGCACUUACUUGGUACUGUCCAGAGCUCGGACGGAGGCUCCGUCGGUGCGAGAGAUCCUGAAAUGAGCGCCCAAAGUCGGCGUCACUGAUGUUGCGUUUUUCUGCUUCUAAGUCCGUGAGGUAGAGCGAGUAAUCGAGCCAAGUCCAAAGCUGAGUAGUGACUCUAUCUGCAGUUCUACGCCAUUGGGAGCUGCAGCUGGUGGCUUGAGUGGCAGCUUGAACAUUUAUGAUUUAGUGAAUCAUCCUGGUCAGAAAGAGAAUCUAUAUAUGAUAUUCUUAAUUUAGAAGCUGAACGAAGUAAUCUGAUUACUGUAAUCAUUACUUCAACUUCUACUAAAUUAAGAGUUGUAUAUCAAACUACUUGUGAUCGUGUAGAAGAAGUUCUUUCAGACUGCUGGUCACUUAAAUCGUGGCCAAUAUAAUAUCACGAUUAGCUUCUCAGCAGCAUCUUCUUCUAAUCUUCGGCAGUUGAUGCCCCUGUCGAUCCUACUCAAAGUGCGAGUCUGAGUGUGGCGAGUGGGACCAGCUUAAGUGAAGAUCCGAAUCCGCAAGCUGCUGACAACUUCCGCGAACGCCUCUGGUCCGCCGCUAAUGAGGAAAGGGCAGUGCACGAAGCUGCUUGAAGUGGUCAAAAAGACGACGAGGAGGAGGACAGAAACAGAACAUAAGACUGAGGGAGUCAUACGACAUACGGCAACGUCAUGGCUGAGAUACUUAACUAGUUCUAGGCCUAGGCUUUGGCUUCCUUCAUUUCGUUUAGUUAAGCUUUACGACCUCGUAUUUAGAAGCAAUAUUAGCAGAUGAUGGAAGUGGUAUUCGUAUAAUGGUUAUUUCGGUAGUAGUAGAUGAUGAAGUAAUUCGUGUUAUUGAUGUAGUAGGUCGAACUAGAGCAGUUAGAACAAGUACUACCAGGUUGGUAUGAACGAAGACCACAAGAAGCAUAAAUGUAUGGAUAGUGUUUGUAUUCGAGAAGAUAGAAUAUUUGCAUUUUCAGUGUCGGAUGGAAGGCGGAGGUAGUACCCUCAGUAAAUUAAGUACAACAUUAUAGCUAGAUGCAUUUGCAGUUCGUAAAGAACAAGCUAGGUCGUGUUGAUUAUACAGCGACUACAGCAUGUGAUGUUUGAAGUAACAAGUAGUCAUUUUUGGAAUUUAUUUUCUAGUUGCGUGGAUAUGCUUAUGGAUGGAAUAGAAAAAAUACGGAAACUGGGAUUUAUCAGCGAGAUCCCAGGAGUCGUAUUAGAAUUAGUACUAGUCAGAAAUGAAUUAUGAUCUUCAUUGUUGUCUUCGCCUUGUACGAAAAUUCGAUGAUUCUGAUUCAUUCAUCAUGCGUCGAAAUGAGUAAAACUAAAAGUAUGUUGUUGAAAUUUCUUGAUGAAAAGAACACAUGUAGUCAUUCUAGGUCCAGCAUGUUCUACAAAGAGACAUUAGAGCGUCAAGCAGAUAACCUGAAUAGAGGAAAGAAAGAUUCUAAAAAUUGUUCACGUUGAACAUCGGACGUAGAAUAAACGGCUCAUGCGGUGUCGGUGAUGUGUGGGUCUAGUUAUUAGUAUAUCCUCGUCAAAAAUUUCUGAUUAUCACCUCACUACUAUGGUGUGUAGAUUACUUGUUAUCAUGAUUGGGUUUUUCAGCUUCUAGUAGGAACUACGGAGGAUCAAAUGGGGUUUGAAUCAGCGACUGUGUAGGACGACGAGAACGGACGGGAUAGAACAAAAUUGAUGGCGUGCAGCGUGAUGUGAGCAGCGGGACCAAAGCUGCGUGAUGUGAGCAGCGUGAUGUGAGUGCUACACCACUCUGGAAACGAAGGUUGAC
Molecule: messenger RNA, 11275 nt
Organism: Amoebophrya sp. A25
Lineage: Eukaryota; Dinophyceae; Syndiniales; Amoebophryaceae
Source: the annotation of a GenBank genome assembly